Messenger RNA from Guillardia theta CCMP2712, 4630 nucleotides. RefSeq lists its product as hypothetical. Lineage: Eukaryota; Cryptophyceae; Pyrenomonadales; Geminigeraceae. The record is from RefSeq and is a predicted model, not a curated record. Gene Ontology annotation, cellular component: Cul4-RING E3 ubiquitin ligase complex. The coding region runs from base 1 to 4506 and encodes 1501 amino acids. The transcript has 8 exons. Gene Ontology annotation, molecular function: protein binding.
AUGGAGAACAAUCAAGGCUUCUCAAGCUUCGAAGGAGUGCAGGCAGGAAUCUUGAGCGAGUUGUACAAAGAGUUGAAGAUAUCCACUCGCCUGCAAGACUUUGGAGUCAUCGAAGAGAUCAAAGAGAGCUUCUCUGGGUCCCUCCAGCGAAAUGCAGCCUUGUUCGAGUUCUUAGAUUUUGAUUACUCUCAGAGCUCUGCAAACAGCAAUCGUGAGACGUUCUCAGAGAGAUAUGCUCGAUGCUUUGUUAGCAGUCCAAUGGAGGACAUGCAGGAGGAGCGACGGCUCUUGUCUGAAGAUGUAUUCCCAAGGAUCCGAUUGCAAUGUCUGAGCCGAGGAGUCCAUUUCGUCGAAUGUGACUUCGGAUGGAACGUGAGUGAUGAUACAGCUUAUGAGAGGUCACGAGUCGAGCAUCGCAUGUUAGAAAUCAGGCAGAAUGUCAAGACAUACUUCAUCGGGGUGGUGGGAGAUCGACUUGGAAAGACCUUUCAUGUUGAGAGCACGGCUGAGCAUAGAAACGAUCUCAAGUUGAACAUGAAUCAAGAACUCUUUGUUGAUCUACAGAUACAAGAUGCUUCCAAGAUGAAAUCUUUGUCAUGUGAAACCUUGAGGGAGAAGGAAAGAUUGAGUCGACUAAAAACCAAGUUGAGAAGCUCGAGGGGAGUUCUUGUCAGGGAAGAUUACAAAAAUCCUUCGGAAUUUGCAGAACUGGUCUACAAAGAUUUGAUGGCUCAGAUUGAGAGGGACUUUGCUCUGGCAUCGGAGGAGAGAUUUCAGGAGGAGGUGGAUGCGCAUAUGGUACUUGAGUUUGAAGAGUCUGUGGUGCAUUUCUUCGAGGGUCGUGAAGAUGAAAUGAAUGAGCUGGACCAGAGAGUGCUUGGGCUUCAGACAUUCAAGCAUCCGACCAUCGUUGUAGGCAGUGAAGGCUGCGGGAAGACAGCCUUUCUCGUUGCUUGGAGUCAGCGGUUUCAAAGCUCAAACGCGUUUGACUUGUUUUUCCGUCAUUACUGUUCCAUGAACAACGAGAUGAGACAGUGGACGUUCAUGAUACGACGUCUGUUGCAAGACAUCAAGAAGCGGUUCGGUCUUCGAAAGCAAGUGCCAGACGAUCACGAGCUGUUGCCUGGAGCAUUUGCGAUGUGGAUCAACAUACUGUCAUCGAUAUCAGCGAGAGCUAUUCUCAUGAUCGACGGCGUUGAGAAACUCUGCCCUGUGUUGACAGACGACAAACCUGAAGGAGAAAUCGCUGCAAGCUCAAUCAAGGCAAGUAAAGAUGAGCUUGACUUGGACAUCUGGAUGCCAAAACAAGUUCCCAGUUCUGUUCGGAUCGUGUUGUCAACAACUCCACAAUCUGAUGCAACGACGAAGCUUGUUGCAAGGAAAUGGAACAUAUACGAGUUGAGAUCACUGGAUAUGAAAGAGAAACAUUCAAUCCUCGAAAGAUGGAUGAGAUCUAAGAACAUCUCAAUGCCGGAGAAGUUGCAGGAGAGACUCACUGAAAGGACCUCAACCUCCAACGCUCGUUUCUUCACGUCGGUGCUAAGAUCGAUUCAAACCACCCAUGACCUUCGCCCUUCUGGCUCCUACGGCUCCUUCUACAACUUGCGAAGCAUAGAAGAGCUCAACGCUGCACUGCUGGCGCGCUUGGAGCGAGGGUGUGAGGUCGUGGGUCUGUGCGAGGAGAUGCUGACCUGUGUCAGCUUGUCUCGCCGAGGGCUGAGCGAGUUUGAGCUGCUCCGCCUGCUGCAGGUGCCUCGUGCCUUCUUCUCCAAGUUGUACAUCCACGUGCGCGGCUUCUUCAAGGUCCUCGGGGGGCUGAUGAGCUUCGACAACAGCUCCCUUGAGGAGGCGAUCAGGCGAAAGUACCUGAAACAUCCUGAGACUAUCAAGUCCUGCCGCCUCCGCAUCGCUGCCUCGUUCACCAGCAGGAGUCUCUCCUUCCGGACCGUCGAGGAGGUUCCAUGGCAGUUGUUCCAGUGCAAACGAUGGCAGGACCUUUGCAAUCAGCUCAUGAGCCCUCCGUUCCUGCUGAAGCUGGUGCAGCACCCCAAGGGAAAGGCUGACCUGGUGUUCUACUGGACGUACCUCGGCUCGGAUCUCUUUGGCGCCAUCAACAUCAUAGACAGGUGUGAGGAAUGCGUUAGACAAGCGUCGGAGCUCGAGUUCGAUCUCAAAUCCCGUGUCGAGCUCAUCAACUCCAUCGCAGAGCUGCUGCACAGGAUGCGAUAUCAUGACAUCGCGCUGUCGUUCUACAAGCGAGCAAGGGAGGCUGAAGAUCAAGAGCUAGGGCUUCCUUUCCUUGCGCACGUUCAAUACAUGCUGGUAGAAGCAAGGCUCGCGGCGGACAAAGGCGAUUUCCGGGGCUCGAAGCUAAUUUUCUGGAGAGCUGUUGAAAUGCUGAAAGAAGAAGUAGACGAAGACAACGACGGGAACAUAACAUAUGAAGAACUGAAGAACUCGAGCGCAGGGACGUUGUUCCUCGACACAGAAGAAGAGUUUGUGUACAUGCUGUGGGAAGCAGGAUCAUACAGCGAGCUUGAAGAGAUCUGUCUGACGAUGUUGAAGCGAGAAGAAGACCGGCCAACCAACGAGCUUCUCCUCUUCGACAGCCUCGUGCAUGUCUACCUGGAGCGAGGGAAGAAGGACUCAGCUUUCAACUUCAUGCAGACAUGCGUAAGGCAAGUUCCCAACCAGUGCCGAGAAGAGUUCGUCCACGUGCUCUCGAGGUUCCUCGCGUUCUUGAGUGUCUCCCAACGGCACGUGGAGCUCGUCAGCUUCGUCGAGUCUCAAGCCCAGCUGCUGUCCGAGCUGUCGCAAUCUGACCCCGCGAAGUUCAGGAUGGACCUGGUGGACCCUGCCGUCCUCUAUGCCUUCGCCCUCAGCCGCUGCGGACGAGGGGAGGCUGCGCUCGAGGUCCUCAAGACGUGCCUGCUCAAAGUGAACCCGCUCCCUGACGCGGAGGAUGAGGAGAGUGAGAGCGAGACCGGCAGCGACGCGUCCUCGGAGUUCGAGGAGGAACGAGAGGAGGAGCUGGGGGCAGACGAGCGAGCGGCUGGUUCGAUCAUUACGAGCGCGAUGAUCUACGAGGUUGCUAGCGUGAUACACCGACAGCUCUUCGAGUUCGACAUCUCGGAGCACCUGCUAAAGAGGUCGAUCUUCAUCAAGAAGAUUGAGUUCGGAUCUCUCGACCCCUCUGUCGCCUUGUCUGUCGGAGAGCUGGCAGACCUCUACGAGUCUGUUCGCAACAAGGAGAUGGCGCUGAAGAUGCGAGCGAUCGCUUGUGCUGUCAUGUCGCAAAGUCAAGGGAGCCGGUCGCUGCUCUACUACAAGGCGCUUCUUGCUCAGGCUGUCAGCUUCUGGAAGUUCGGGAGUCACGACGCGGCGCUGAAUGUCGUCAGGACGAUCAUCGCAAACGUCGAGAACCAGUUCGGGUCCUCGCACGAGCUGCUGAUGCAGGCGAACAACCUGGAGGCCCUCGUGCUGCUGGCGGUCGGAGAGCUGCGGCAAGCGGAGGAGGUAGUGGAGAGAAACAUCCGCACGUGCCGCGCCCUCAAGUCCGAGUCUCAUCCUGACACCCUCGUUGCCGAGAACUGCCUGGGUCAGAUCCUGGAGCUGAGAGGAGACUUCGAGCUGGCUGAGCUCAAGUACAAGGAGGUGAUGGGGCGGAGGAGGGAGGCGAUGGGGAGCAUGCACGAGUACCUGCUGCAAGACGUUCUCAGCCUGGUCCUCCUCUACUCAAGACUGGGAGCCUUCAAGGAGGCUCAGGAGCUCGUCAGAGACAACUUGCCCUCUGUGAACGCGUUCCAUGCUCCCGACUCACUGCCCAUGGCCGCCAUGUUGGACGUGCUGACGGUCACGGAGCUAGCAGGAGAGGGGAGGGCCGAGCGAGGCCUCGACCCCCGCGCGAGUGUCUCGAGGUCCUUGAGGAUACGGAGCAAGCUCCUUGGCAAGGGCUCCGACCUGUUGCUGCUGUUCGCCGCCAUGCACGGCCUCCUCCUCGUCCACUCAGAUCACUUGAGGAUGGGAUGCCAGCUGCUACAGGUGGCUGCGGACCUGGCAAGAGGCUCGAGAGUCAUCUCUUCUACCCUCAAGAGUAUGAUCAGAGAGAGCCUGAGCAGGAGCACGGAGCGAGCGCGGGCAAGGGACCCCACGUUCUCCCUGUCGCAGUACAAGAACCCCUGGGAGCUGGAGGCGCAGGCCGUCGGUCUCAGCAGCACCUCAGAAUACUUCAUGUCGCUGCUGCUGGGGAAGAAGGUGAUGAAGGGAUACAGCGAUCCGAUGCCGCAGCUGGAUGAAGCAGCUUCGAGCUCAGCUGGGGUGGAGGAGCUUCUAGAGCGGGUGCAGGAAGGGAGAGGAGGAGGAGUGAGGCCGCGCUCUGCCUCCUUGUUGAGGAAAGAGCCUCCCAAGGCACAGAGCGUGGAGGUGAAACGGCCUAAGACUGCUCACGUGAUGAGGAUGAAGCAAGAGGAGAUGGACUUGUCCCCUCGAACAGAACGGGCGUGCUGAAGUUGGCAGUUUUAAUUCCAUUUCUUAUCUUGUUUCUCAUUCCCCUCCCUUUCCUCUUCCUUUCCUUGUCCUUCUCCUCUCUCGCUGUCUCGUUAGCAUGCUCUCGUGUGUAAAUAUCUCCACG